Nicrophorus vespilloides is the source of this 1384-nucleotide messenger RNA. RefSeq lists its product as uncharacterized. NCBI's taxonomy places the organism in Eukaryota, Metazoa, Arthropoda, Insecta, Coleoptera, Silphidae. Bases 135 to 1379 code for a protein of 414 amino acids. The transcript is spliced from 2 exons. The record is from RefSeq and is a predicted model, not a curated record.
AUUUGCGUAGUCCGUUGAUAUAUAUCAGGUGUGUGUUUGUGCCUUGUUUUUUUUUUUUAUUCAUAUGCAUAUUUAAUUUGCACGUUAGAUUUGUUCGUUUGUACAAUUUACAUUUUUCUCUUUAAUUACGUUAAAUGGAAUUCAAAUGCCACGAGAGGUCCCCCCUAAACAGAUCCCUUUCGACGCCGGACAUAUCUGCAAAUGAACCUAUCUGCAGGAAAGUUUACAUGGAAGAGUACUAUUACAGGCCAAGCAAAAACCAUGCACAAGGUGAAAGUCCAAUGAUAAGGCAUAUCAGCUGUCAGCAAUUGAUAGGCCAUGGUAUUCCACCUAACAGAAAUUUUGUGUACGGCGGUGUCCCAUUUGAUGAGAUAUCCAAGUUUCCUUCGGCAAACACAUUGUGCUUAGAGACGAGUGCAGCUGAUUUCCAUGAUUCACCCAUGGAUGUCGAUCAGGAGACUUCUAUGGAGACGAGCAAUCUGUUAACUGAAAUGAACGAGGUUAUACAAGCGCCUGCAGUUGCCUCCACUCCGAACGCCUUGAGCAAAUGUAAAGUGAAGUACAGGGGGCAAGUGCCUAUCCUUAUAAAAGAACCCGAAGAGACUGUAGAGGAAGAAGAAGUGACUGUACAGAUCAAAAGCGGAUGGUUCUCGUGUUGGCUGGCUGUGGCUGUGAUUUGCUUGAUAUCAGGUUUAUGUUAUAUCCCCUAUUAUGAUAAAUUGAACUAUCAGAGGAAGAUCCAAUUGGACGCGAUCAAGAACGAUCUGUUGAGGAACGUCAAGUAUCAGAAGCAACAGGUGCAGCAAAUCGUCACUUUCAUGGAUAAAGUUGACAUGAACAUGCUGUCGACUCCGGACAAUUUCUUAGCUUUAAUCGGACCGACAGGUGUUGGUAAAUCGCUCUGCGGUAAUCUCAUCAAGAAGAAUUUCAAAGAGAAUCAAGUCUUCGACGUGGACAAGAACAAUUUCAUCUUGGACGCGAUGUCCUUCCACAGGAACAUGCCAUAUCUGGUAAUCGUCGAUAACCUUUCCAUCGAAGAUCUGCAAGCGGUCACCGCGUUCUUGGAUUCUCUGGCCAGGGGACCGACGAUCUACGUGAUAGCUAUUUUUAAUACACAAGACUUGUCUGAUGACGGCGAAUACUCUGUACGAGAUUCGAGCCCGAUCCCGAAACACUUCGACAACACCAAUUACAGGAUUCACUCGGUGCUCUUCGACAAGAUCUCGAAGGAGGAAGUGUUGGAGUACGCGAAGGACAAACCGGACUAUGAUUCGGUGAAGCCGGUGAUCGAGGAGCACAGUUUCGAUGAGUACGGUUUCAAAGGUUUCCGCGCCAAACUGAACAUUUUGCAGAACCCCAGAUUAAAUUUGAUAUUUUAAGUGAU